Messenger RNA from Diorhabda carinulata, 1736 nucleotides. It is a transcript of the gene oys, whose product is annotated as lysophospholipid acyltransferase 6. The coding region runs from base 157 to 1629 and encodes 490 amino acids. NCBI's taxonomy places the organism in Eukaryota, Metazoa, Arthropoda, Insecta, Coleoptera, Chrysomelidae. Gene Ontology annotation, biological process: lipid modification. Gene Ontology annotation, cellular component: membrane. The transcript has 2 exons. Gene Ontology annotation, molecular function: acyltransferase activity. The record is from RefSeq and is a predicted model, not a curated record.
AGAAAGUAUAGGUAGAAACGUACUAGGUACUGUUUGGAUUAGGUUAAUGUACAACAUACGAAAGGUGAAGUUUGUUUUGACAAUUAUUGUAAGACUGAAAUGUCACUCCUAAAAAUCAAUCAAAUGUGAAUUGUUUAAAAGAUUUAUCAGUGAAAAAUGAGUGCGAAACCUUCGGUGUACCAAGGAAGCCAAAUAUUUGCUGGUCUUACUGAAUAUACAGGGUUGAGAACAGAUCAACUUAAUUUUAUUAUCAGUCAAUUUGGCGCUUUGAUUUUGUCCACGUUAUACAGAACCGCGUUACACCCUAGUAAGACAAGAACCGAAAUUAGACAUGUAUUUGGACUGGGAGUUGGUAUUAUUAUGGGUUAUUUCUGCUUCGGAUAUCAAGCUAUUCAUUUGGCGGGUUUACCGGGAAUUUGUUAUAUGAUUAUGACGACGCAAAAUCCUCGUGUAAUGCAUGGAAUGGUACUCACUGUGGCCUUAAUUUACUUAUCUUUCAUCCAUUUAUAUCGACAGUUAUUCGAUUACAGUUCAAUCGGUUUGGAUAUAAGCGGCCCUUUGAUGGUCAUUACUCAAAAAGUGACCUCAUUGGCGUUCAGUCUCCACGACGGACUUACUAAAAAAGAAGAGGAAAUGACGCACACUCAAAAAUACUACGCCGUUCACAAGACUCCGAAUUUCUUGGAAUAUUUUAGUUAUUCGUUGUUAUUUCCUUCUUUGAUGGCUGGACCUGUGAUAUUCUAUAACGAUUAUAUAGAUUUCGUCGAAGGAAAUAAUUACGUCAAAGCACAAAGUGAUACGAGAAAUUCUCAAGUGAUAUACGAACCGAGCCCCGUUAAAGCCGUUGUAAAAAAAGUAGUGACCGCUCUAUUUUGCGCUUAUAUUUUCGUCAAGUUCUUACCGAGAUUUCCUAUCGGUAGAGUCAAAGAUGGAAAUUUCGUAGAAAACUCAACAGUCGGUCAUUUAUUUUGGUACUUGACUGUCAGUUUGCUUUUAGUUCGAUGUAAAUAUUAUUUUGCGUGGACUAUGGCUGAUGGUAUAUGUAACAACAGCGGUAUAGGUUUUUCCGGUUAUAACGAAAACGGUGCGUCCAAAUGGAAUAAAUACUCCAACGUGGACAUCUUCCAAUUCGAAUUCGGUACUAGUCUCAAACAAAGCAUCGAAGCUUGGAAUAAAGGUACCAAUAUUUGGUUGAGGAUGAUGGUAUAUGAAAGAACGACGAAGUAUUCUACUCUGUUAACUUAUAUAUUGUCAGCUAUUUGGCACGGAUUUUAUCCGGGAUAUUAUUUGACGUUCCUUAGCGGUGCUCUUUUUACUUUUGCUUCGAGAACCGUACGACGACACGUCAGGAAUUAUUUCCUGGGAAAUACGGAAUCGAAAUUAUUAUACGACGUCAUGACGUUCGCGGUGACUCGUUUCGUCUUGGGAUACAUUACGUUUCCUUUCGUGAUUUUGGAAUUUUCGUCGUCAAUUAUGUUGUAUAACAAAAUGUAUUGGUGUCUACACAUCGGGGCCGUAAUCGUGUAUUUGUUUCUUCCAAAAUUCGUGCCUAAAUCUGAAAUCAGAGAGCUUUCAUCGAAGAGCGGGAUCGCUUUGGCUUUAAAACAAGCGGGACCAUAUUCCAAGUAAUGACUGAACGUACUUCCCAAAGAGUAUAUAUAUAUAUAUUUUGUACGCACAUUUUCUCAAAUAUGAUACGACUGAUUUUUUUUUAUAAACUGGCUCUCGAGUACUGA